AUGGUCUUCUCGUCUUUUGAAAAAUUCCUCGACGAGUAUGAACCGUACUUCCGCAUUCCGUUCAUCCAGCAUCGGGAAGAAGAUACAGACGAAGAUGGAAUAUUGGAUCAGCUGAAAUUGGACUUGGAAUUUCCUCUUCAAGAAACUGAGCGUUCGAGAGGAAUAAGUCUCAUGUUGUUGUUCUCAUUUGCAUUGCUUUCACCGCCUUUGAAUACCCGUCGCAGCCGAACGAUUCCUAACCAAUACGAAUUCAAGACUGUUGGGUUCCUGAGCACACACCAGUUUAUCCCGCUUCCGAGUCCCGGACAUCCCAUGACUUCCUUCCGAUUGGAAAAUGCAUUUCCUGUGCGUCAGUUGCAAGCGCCAUCUGUGGACUUCAGGGAACUCGCUGUUGGCUACUUGACUUCCGGAAACAACAGCGUAAUUACGAGGUAUGAAGAAGUUUUGGGAUACGUCGAUAUAGUCAAUGAUGGACCCGAUAUUCCUCGUCGGAUAAAAGCUUCGAUCCUAGUCAAGUACCCCAGAGAGGAAAAGUUUGAGCGCUGGGUCGGCUUAUUUGAAUCUUUCAAGUGGGCCUGGGUCCAGUACUUGGCGUUCUUCAUUCCGGUGUACCUUUGCGUCCAAUGGCUCGGGAACCAUUUGUUUGCUGAAAACAAAGUCUUCUGUCACGUCGUUGUCGGCAAAGAAGGAAACGUCGCAUCCGCAUUCCCUACUCCUCUGUCUGGCGGAAACGAAAAAAGGAGGAAACAUCUUUUCAUCGUGGCAAUGAAGAGAUCUACGAUUUUCUUCGCGAUCCUUGUGUCUGCAUUCACGUUGGUCACACAUUCUAAAGCUUGGAUUCCUCCACCAAGCAUAAACCUGAAAGACUUCGUGGACAAAACCCCGACGGGCGACUUUGAAACUUGGAGACAUAACCACGGUCUGGACGAAGUGGAAUUCACUGACUUGUUUGACAAUGGUAAUUUGCUGAAGAAGCUGAUACCAUGGAUGCAGAAAGGACUGGAAACCCAUCAUGUCAUUUCCAGCAGUCAGCAAGGGCACCCAAGCAAUGCUGACAAUGCUUUGAGCUGUGCAAUUCAUACUGGAGCUUAUUUGCAAGCAUUGCGAGAUGUUUUGAAUGGAUCUGUUGCUGAGAAUUGGUGGGCUGUGCAAAGUGCGUAUUGGGAAGUUCGCAAUACCUCACACAAUAAACCAUAA
Messenger RNA from Notodromas monacha, 1197 nucleotides. The record is from the annotation of a GenBank genome assembly. Lineage: Eukaryota; Metazoa; Arthropoda; Ostracoda; Podocopida; Cyprididae.